CGCGACGCGCGACGGCGGCGGCGCGGCGCGACGCGUCGCGACGGCGGCGGCGCGACGCGACGCGCGAACGAACGAACGAUCGCGCGCGCGCGACGACGACGCGGGACGACGACGCGGGACGACGCGGGACGACCGAUGGGGACGCCGCGCGGGAAAAAGCGCAAGGCGACGAAACCGCUGUUCGCGUCGAUGAAGUCGAUGAAGCGCGCGCGAGCGGUGACGACGGAGUUUCACGGCGUCACGCGAGUGUUGGACGACGCGAAGGCGUCGAAAGAGGCGAAGGCGAGGGCGAAGGCGACGCUGGAAGCGAUCGGGGGACGGGACGCGUAUCAAGAGGCGAGCGCGCUGACGACGCGGAGACAUCGAACGGCGAAGUGGACGUUUAGCGUGCUGACGAAAAAGAAUCGACGACCGAAGCGCGGAGAGCGCGCGCUUAAGACUUUGGAGGUUGGGGCGAUCAAUACGGAUUUGAUGAGCGCGAAAUUUUUAGACGUGCGCGCCAUCGACGUCAAGUCGCGGCAUCCGAAGAUUGAACAGUUGGAUUUUUUUGACAUGCCCGUGGAGGCUGAAUCGUACGACGUGAUACACUCGAGCAUGGUGGUGAAUUGUGUGCCCACGGCGGAGCUCAGGGGGGAGAUGAUCGCGCGCACGGCGACGUUUUUACGUCCGAAAGGAUUAUUCUUUAUGAUGCUUCCGUUGCGUUGCGUCACGGCGUCCACGCGCAUGUCGCAAGAGAAGAUGAGCCGUUUGCUUCGCGCGUGCGGUUUGCGCGUCGUCGAGCAAAAGCGCACGCCCAAAAUUGUCUUUUAUUGUUGCGAAAAGCUCGGCAAACCGACCGAGACGUUGAUCGGGAAAGACUUAGUCAAGCGAGACGCGCGCGAAGCCUUCGCGAAAUCCGAGCGCGCCAAGGACGCCGGCGGCGAUCCCUCGCACUUCGGCAUCAUCCUCAAGGACGAGCAUUUGUGCGGGUAUUAG
This is a messenger RNA of Ostreococcus lucimarinus CCE9901, 975 nucleotides long. RefSeq lists its product with no specific name. The coding region runs from base 136 to 975 and encodes 279 amino acids. NCBI's taxonomy places the organism in Eukaryota, Viridiplantae, Chlorophyta, Mamiellophyceae, Mamiellales, Bathycoccaceae. Gene Ontology annotation, molecular function: rRNA (adenine) methyltransferase activity. The record is from RefSeq and is a predicted model, not a curated record. Gene Ontology annotation, cellular component: nucleolus. The transcript has a single exon.